Austrofundulus limnaeus is the source of this 2869-nucleotide messenger RNA. It is a transcript of the gene npy4r, whose product is annotated as neuropeptide Y receptor Y4. The transcript is spliced from 4 exons. Gene Ontology annotation, cellular component: neuron projection; plasma membrane. Gene Ontology annotation, biological process: G protein-coupled receptor signaling pathway. Bases 715 to 2037 code for a protein of 440 amino acids. Lineage: Eukaryota; Metazoa; Chordata; Actinopteri; Cyprinodontiformes; Rivulidae. The record is from RefSeq and is a predicted model, not a curated record. Gene Ontology annotation, molecular function: neuropeptide binding; neuropeptide Y receptor activity.
CUCAGUUCAGUUGAGUGGAAACAGCUGACAGUUUUUUUUAAUCCACUGUAUUUGUUUUUUGAGCGUACAUAUUAACCGUUUAGUGUUUCCAUUAGUUUUAUAAUAAAGGAUGAAACCUUUUCAGACUUUAUUAUCUUUUGUGCUUCUUUUUGAAUAUCCAAGAAUAGCUGAAUGUUUCCACUGCAAGUGAACUAUUUUUUUCUAAUUCAGGAAGGGGUGUGUUGUAAAUGUAAUUURAACCGACUCCAUACACCUGUCCCCCACCUUUAAACAAAUAUCUAAUGCAUCACUAUUCAAAUAUUUUAUUACAGUUCUGCUCAGCUGUAACAUAAACCAGCAGAUUGAACUUCUCACACACGAAUCUCUUGAUGGGGUGACAUCUCAUCUGAAUGGAGUCUUUGAAGCAUGUGAGCUGGUCAUAAAGAGACCAGCUGUGCCAAGAUGAAGCUGAAAUCAGACCCAACAAAAAGGGCUCCACAAUAGCUGCUGCCCCCCCUCACUGCUGCUUCUGACAGAAACGCUCUGGUUUUUAUCAUCUUCAGCUCUUUCUUCAACUCUCAUCCCAGUGGACUCACACCUGUUCAGAGCAUCAUCUCCUGUCUUCGUGGCAUCUCAGAAACUCUUUAUUCAACCUACCUUCACACAUGUGUGCUUUCAGAGGACUGAUAUGGAUGGCUAGAUCCAGAGAGGCAGUGACACUCAGGUCUUGGUGAGAUGUCCAUCGGUGGGAACUCAGGCCUGUCUUCCAUAUCAGCAUCGCCUCUGCUCCUCAACGCCUCCAUCCCUCCGUUUCCUCUGCAAUGGGAGAAGGAAAGCGCCGGUGUUGGGUCUCUUCAGGACUGGCCCGAGAACCGGACCCAGCUCAUCUCGGACCUUUCCGUCCUCGAGCACGAUGAGCAGUGCUACAUGUCCCCUGUGCUUACAGCYUGCCUGGUGCUGUGGUACAGCGUCACAAUGGUGCUGGGGCUGGUGGGGAACAUCGGCCUCAUCUGCAUUAUCGCCCAUCGCAGAGAGAAAGCCAACGUCACCAGCAUUUUCAUCUGCAAUCUCUCGUUCUCUGACAUUCUGAUGUGUGUCUUCUGCCUCCCCUUCACCGUCAUUUACACACUCAUGGACCACUGGGUGUUUGGGUCYCUGCUGUGCCGCCUGGUGCCGUUCAUCCAGUGUGUUUCUGUGACUGUUUCAGUGAUGUCGUUGGUGUUCAURGCCUUGGAACGACAUCAGCUCAUCAUCAACCCCUCCGGGUGGAAACCAAGCGUUCCUCAGGCCUACAUGGUGGUCAUUUUUAUUUGGAUUCUCGCCAGCUUCACCUCCACGCCUUUCUUGGCCUUUCAGCUGCUCACAAAUGAGCCGUACAACAACUUAGUCCUGCCACUCCAUCAAAUGUCUCCACAUGUUUAUCUCAAUACGUCUCCACCUCAGUAUGCCUCCAACGCAUCUGUGCCUCUGAAUCUGUACCGCUCGCUCUUCUCUUACGUGCCCACCGCCCCACACAUGGAGGCUUGUGUGGAGCACUGGCCCUCWCCAGAGCACAGGAUCGCCUACACCACCUGGCUCCUGCUGUUCCAGUACUGCGGCCCGCUUUUGCUGGUACUGCUCUGRUAUGUCCGGGUUUUUGUGCGCCUUCGUCAUCGCAAGGAAAUGCUGGACCGUGCCAGGACCCCGGAGAGCCAACGCAUGGCCCACAGCCGUCGAAUCAACAUCAUGCUGGUCGCRCUCAUCACAGCCUUCGCGCUCUGCUGGCUUCCUCUCACCAUCUUCAACGUGCUGGCAGACUGGAACCUGGAGGCRCUGCCCGUCUGCCACCACAACCUCCUGUUCUCCCUCUGCCACCUGCUGGCCAUGUCCUCCACGUGCAUCAACCCCAUCAUCUACGGCUUCCUCAACUCCAACUUCCGCCAAGAGGUCCGAGAGGUGCUGCUCCACUGCCGCUGUGCCCAGCAGGAGGAGGACGGCGAGCGCAUCCCCAUGUCCACGGUGCACAUGGAAGUGUCCCGCACCUCUGUGCCUCUCCCUUGCAGGAGCAACUCAGUCUGAUUGUGAUGCUGCACUGUGAAUCAGACCACUAUCAUCAUGUAUGGACAUGACAACAGCUGUUUAARUAACUUUAAAACUCUUGUUUUGUCCGUGGUUCAAAGUGAAAUGUAUGGUAAAGUGUUUUUGUUAUCUUAUUUUGUACAAUCACAAACUUAAAAAUGUGUUGAUAGAAAAAAAAUCAAAAGAUUUGGUGUUAGGCGACACAGUUGGGACACUCUGAAGCCAUUCUAUAGGACUGAUAACAGCUAAUGACGUGCAUUUAAUGGAUAAUAACAUCUGAAGCGGGUGCACCUCAUCAAAACUGACAGAAGUAAAAACAAAAAAUAGAGUAGAGCCUGUUGUUACAUUUUUUAUAUUCCAUCACUUUUUUGUAUUUAAGGCAUUUGUGUAGUGAAAGCUUUUAUCAUUAAAUAAGGCACAGGUCUGCUGAUUACUGUGACUAAAAACAUUAAGAACCAGUGCUUUACAUAACGUAACUGAAUUAGCCUUGAUUUUGCAUUCAUUGGAAGUGUUUUUUUUUAUUAUUUUUUUGGACGGGGGUGUAAAAUACAAUUUAACUGUAUAAUUAUCUUUUUGAUGGAAGCAGUGUGAGUUAUAAAAAAUAGAUUUGUACGCAUGUAGAUUUUAUUCAACAGUAUGUUUAAUUUGGAUGUUUGCUUUUUUUGUGUGACAGUGGCAGACAGGCAGUUAUGCAUAAAUCUGAUUAAAUAAUCUUAAAAGAGUUUUUCCUAAAGGAAUCAUUACCGAACUACUACUUUUUUAUGUGUUACAUUUUUUAAAUUAUGUCUGGGAAAACAUAAAAUAAUAAAACAACAAAAAUAAAUCUAUUACU